CUUGACUUGGGGUUGCUUAUACACCGUUGGAUCAUGGAGGCAGACGCAGAGCGGGUUCAGGUCGUCACCCACGACGAGCAGCAGCGGCCGCUGUCCGGGACCGAGGUCCAGGGCAUCAUCGCCAGCUUUAUGGCCUCCGACCCAGUGCUCCCGGCGGACAAGCUCCUCCAGCUGCACUCGCUCAAGGCGGCGCUGCAGUACGAUGGCAUCGACGGAGAGGCUGCGGGCACGGGCGCCGGGACACAGAGCGAGGAAUAACAAGCGUUGCGAUGGGA
Thecamonas trahens ATCC 50062 is the source of this 275-nucleotide messenger RNA. RefSeq lists its product as uncharacterized. NCBI's taxonomy places the organism in Eukaryota, Apusomonadida, Apusomonadidae. The transcript has a single exon. The coding region runs from base 34 to 258 and encodes 74 amino acids. The record is from RefSeq and is a predicted model, not a curated record.